CGCAGAUCGUCCAGUACCGAGCAGGCAAGGGCACCGCGGUGGAACGCCAUGCCUUUUUUUGAUGUGCAGAAAAGGCUGGGCCUUAACUUAGAUCAGUGGAUGACAAUACAAAGUGCUGAGCAGCCUCACAAGAUUCCGGGUCGAUGCCACGCUUUUGAGAAAGAAUGGAUAGAAUGUGCACAUGGAAUCGGUGGUAUCCGUGCAGAGAAAGAGUGCAAGAUAGAAUUCGAUGAUUUCGUAGAGUGUCUGCUUCGGCAGAAAACGAUGAAACGUCUGAGUGCCAUCAAGAGGCAGCGGGAUAAGCUAAUAAAGGAAGGGAAGUACACGCCUCCACCUCACCACUUGGGCAAAGAGGAUCCUAGGCCGUGAGCGGAGCAGCUACUGAUGGCUAGAGGCUGAUUUUUGUGUUCUCUCUUCUCCACUGGAAAGUUUCUGUACUGAAAACCUCUUUGUGAAAGUGUCUGAAAAUAAAGGAUUGUGCCAUC
Ceratotherium simum simum (southern white rhinoceros) is the source of this 485-nucleotide messenger RNA. RefSeq names its product NADH:ubiquinone oxidoreductase subunit S5 (gene NDUFS5). Gene Ontology annotation, cellular component: respiratory chain complex I. Gene Ontology annotation, biological process: mitochondrial respiratory chain complex I assembly. NCBI's taxonomy places the organism in Eukaryota, Metazoa, Chordata, Mammalia, Perissodactyla, Rhinocerotidae. The record is from RefSeq and is a predicted model, not a curated record.